AGUUUGGUUGACGAUACCAUCAAACUUCUUUGAAGUGGGACCGGACAAUAAUAAUGUCUACCGAAAGAGUGAAAGAAGUAAAGGAGUACGUGAGGGUAUUGAUCUUCAUGGUACAAGCCACCGGCACUCUGAUAGCCGCCGCCGUCAUGGCGGCGGGUUUCACCGGCGACCAUAGAACGCCGCGGGCGACGACGACCCCCACCACCGCCUUCUACGCAUUCGCCGUCACCGACGCACUGGCUUUCGCGUGUUCUCUCUCCGCUACCUUCGCUUACUCCUUCCUGGCGGCAAGCGGCGGAUCGCCGUCCCCGCCGUUUUCGCUCGACGGCGGUGGUUGUAAUGAUGGAUAUUCCAAUGGGACUCACCGCUUCGCGAGGAGCAUGCUGGGUUUGGCUCUCUUUGCACUCGCGGUUGCUUUUGCCGCCGGUCUCUACUCCCUCCUGUUGCCCCACCCUGUUGCCCCCGCUGCUGCUGUCGCCGUCAUGUGAAGUAGAAAUCUAAAUGAGAAUUAGAAAAAUGCUAGGGGUACACCAAAAGUGUACCCCAUUUGUCUCCCACCCCCUCCUUGUCCACAUAAAAAGGCAAGAAACUC
Molecule: messenger RNA, 592 nt
Organism: Cuscuta campestris
Lineage: Eukaryota; Viridiplantae; Streptophyta; Magnoliopsida; Solanales; Convolvulaceae
Source: the annotation of a GenBank genome assembly